CGCAGGAGGCGUGCGGCGGCGACGGCACGCCGUUGGUGUCAUGUGGAAGAUGGCGGCAUCCAGGGGAGGCUGAGGCUCUGAGGGGGCAGUGAGAGGUUUCCGUACAGCCCGAACGUGCGGCUUUGGAGGUCCCUUCGCUCAGUUUCCUGCUCCAGGUUUCGCGCCGCGCAUCCCCCCAGACCCUCGGGCGCGAUGUGGAGGAGCUGCCACCGGCUGCGGGACGGGGGACGCCGCCUCCUGAAUCGGCCUGCGGGUGGCCCCAGCGCUUCUAAGAGUCCAGGGCCAACCAUCCCGUCUCCAGCCCGGGCUUACGCCCCGCCGACAGAAAGGAAGAGGUUUUUCAUCUUCAGCUUGUUCCGUGGUGAGAUUAUCCUUCCUGCUUUUGUCAGAUAUAUUUCUGUAAGGGACUCAGAGUUGGCUUUGUCUGCACCAAUUCAAGUGGCUAAAUAUAGGAAUGGUCACUUGAUUCCGCUUAACAAAUCCCUGAGAGUUUUUCAUUUGAUCUUUCAAGGUGGCUUUGAGAUAAACCUGGACCACAGGAAGCUGAAAACUCCCCAAGCCAAGCUCUUUACCGUGCCCAGCGAGGCCCUGGCCAUCGCAGUGGCCACUGAAUGGGAUUCCCAGCAGGAUACCAUCAAGUACUACACCAUGCACCUGACCACAUUGUGCAACACAUCCUUGGACAACCCAACCCAGAGAAAUAAGGAUCAGCUGAUCCGAGCAGCUGUGAAGUUUCUGGACACCGACACCAUCUGCUACAGGGUGGAGGAGCCAGAGACAUUAGUGGAACUUCAAAGGAAUGAGUGGGAUCCAAUCAUAGAAUGGGCUGAGAAAAGAUAUGGGGUGGAGAUCAACUCCUCCACCAGCAUAAUGGGACCCAGCAUCCCCGCCAAGACUCGGGAGGUGCUUGUCAGCCACCUGGCGUCUUACAACACGUGGGCUCUGCAAGGCAUUGAGUUUGUGGCUGCCCAGCUCAAGUCCAUUGUGCUGACCUUGGGCCUGAUUGACCUGCGCCUGACGGUGGAGCAGGCCGUGCUGCUGUCACGCCUGGAGGAGGAGUAUCAGAUCCAGAAGUGGGGCAAUAUUGAGUGGGCCCAUGACUACGAGCUGCAGGAGCUGCGAGCCCGCACCGCUGCCGGCACCCUCUUCAUCCACCUCUGCUCUGAGAGCAGCACAGUCAAGCACAAGCUCCUGAAGGAGUGAGGCCUGGGCAGCGCACACCCAGCAUGAUGGUGGCAGUACAGCCACAGCUACCCUGGCCUUUGGGGUUCCCCAGCCUGUGGGGCUGGCUCCCUUGGCCUUUGGGGCUCAGCCUCAGAGUCACCCUGAGAUUCCCCCAAGACACAGUGCGCUAGUGCAGCUGUCCAGAGGUCAGCCUGAUUUCCACCCAGGUGCCCCUGGUUUGGCCAGCAGUGAACGUGGGAGACAAAUUGUACAAGUGACUUUCUCUCAACACUGAUUUUAUUAAAUAUUUCUCCACCCUGGAAA
Molecule: messenger RNA, 1488 nt
Organism: Cebus imitator (Panamanian white-faced capuchin)
Lineage: Eukaryota; Metazoa; Chordata; Mammalia; Primates; Cebidae
Gene: ATPAF2
Product: ATP synthase mitochondrial F1 complex assembly factor 2
Exons: 10
Coding region: 193-1203 (336 amino acids)
Biological process (GO): mitochondrial proton-transporting ATP synthase complex assembly
Cellular component (GO): mitochondrion
Source: RefSeq, a predicted model, not a curated record